CUCGGUGUGUGGAUGUUCAUGUUCUUCGCGCCGACGGCGCCGCUGCAUUGCCAGUGUCGCCGAUGCAUCGGCGACGCAUCGACCGACCCCGGAGAGUCGGACCCCAAUCAGGGAAGCAGUCAGCAGUCAUGUGAGCCGCAUGCCUGCCCAGCUGAGCGGUGGCCCUUGAGCCCCGGGUCAACGAUCAUGUCGCUCGGUGCCUCGUCGUCGCUAGGCUGAUCAGGUCGGGAGGUCUGCGCCAAGACAUCAGAAAGAGAAUGGUGGAGGGCUGGUCUAGCACAUUGCACUUUCGAUCCAAUUGUGGCGCUCUCUGUGUAUCUCGCUUGCCAGUUCGUAGGACAUGUGCGUUUGAGCUGUCGCGAAGGUAGUUGCCAUAAUAUUUGUUUCACGAAUUGCCCAGCCAAUGUUCGGUGUUUAUUAUUCCCACGAAAGGUUGCGUUUGGAGUGCUAGCGUUCGGCACAACAAUCAUUGUGUCUUUCAGGGUGAUCUCCAACAACGAGCUGUUGAGCCACACCUUCUUACAUGGCAAGCUGGUGUCGGCGAGCUGGCAGGCCGCAUCGCCGCGGCGCUCGAUGGCUUCGAGGACGAGGGAGCGCACUGGACUUGGGACUGGGACAUGAAGCGUGCGCCCGGGCGGUCCUUGGCAAGCAGGCUCGCCGACGAGUACGCGGCUACUGUGGUCACGGGAGUGCCAAAAGUGGAGUUGGACGAGCUAAGGCAGCGCAGCGUGGGCCCAGGCUGGUUCGUGUCCGAGAUGUUCCUGGAGGUGGUGUUUGCUCCAAGAACACCGAGCAGGGAUGGCUUCCUCGUGGAGGCGCGCCGCCGUCGCGGGGUUACCUUCGCGAACCGCUCCGCGCAGAUCGGCUUCCUGUACCUCCGGUCUUCCGUCCUUUCCGUGGUGAAGGCGGUGGCGAUGUUGCUGGUCGUCUUCCCGCCGCCAUGGAGGCGGACAGCAGCGCUGGAGAUGCUGCAGGCGGAGCUAUUUUGCUCGCUGGAAUUGAUCCUCUUGUGCGUCGUGGCCUCCCUGCGGAAGCGGGCCAGCCUCUUUGGCAUGGGCUCACUGGUGCUCCCGCUGGUGGCGGUCCCCUCCGAGGCGGUUCCUUGGUGCGUUUUCAUAGUGACCCACGGCUGGUACCUCAAGAGGAAUAUUGGGAGUGUCCACGCCCUCGAGUACGUGAAGCUCAUCGGCGACCAGCGGCUCACUUGCCUUUCCUGCGACCUGCUCAUGGAUGGCAUGGACGAAGACCCAGAGUCGCUCUUCGUGUGCUCGUUGGGCAUUGGCCACAUGACGCUCGACUUCACGGACCCGUAUGUGCUCCUGUUCGUUGUGGUCUUCUUCGGUUUCGUGCUUGUGCAGGUCUUCACGGCAGUUCCCUCGCCCCACGCCCUCCCGCGCGCUCUCUCCACCAGCCUGCGGGCGGUGGUCGCGGCUUACAGCCUGGGCCAGGAGGAUCCCAUGCAGGUGUUGUGCAGCGUGCUGCGGGGCUACGUGAGCGUGGCCCCUGUGGAGCUCUCUCGGCAAGAGCUCGAGGUCUUCUUCCAGGCCGCGCGCGGCCGGGUGCUCCUGUCGGUGGCCUUCGCCGCCGAGAACAUGGCGCUCGAGCCCGACAACGAGUACCUCGCCCACACCUCCGAGCCCGGGUGGGCGGUGCUGCAGAAGCUGGGCAACGUGGACGCUGCUGUGGCACUUUCGGCACUCAGCGACGCAAUAGGAGGGGUCUCGCGUAUGUGA
Molecule: messenger RNA, 1733 nt
Organism: Prorocentrum cordatum
Lineage: Eukaryota; Dinophyceae; Prorocentrales; Prorocentraceae
Source: the annotation of a GenBank genome assembly